Messenger RNA from Folsomia candida, 2636 nucleotides. RefSeq names its product glucose dehydrogenase [FAD, quinone]. The transcript is spliced from 20 exons. The record is from RefSeq and is a predicted model, not a curated record. Bases 384 to 2300 code for a protein of 638 amino acids. Lineage: Eukaryota; Metazoa; Arthropoda; Collembola; Entomobryomorpha; Isotomidae. Gene Ontology annotation, molecular function: flavin adenine dinucleotide binding; oxidoreductase activity, acting on CH-OH group of donors.
UUUAAGUGAGGCACUGAAGAUUUGGUCACCUAUUGAACAGGACGCUCACAAACACACCAUUCAUCAACUUGUUCCUUAUAUUGCCAGGUUUCAUUUCUGCCGAAUUUCUCAUAUUGGACGUGGUGACAACGUGUUUUACUAAUACUUUGUGCAAUUCGUUCCUAAAGUGCUGAACCUCUAAGGGAAAUGGACUUCUGUGAACACAAUUGACUGGACCAGUGACUCCUCAGAUGCAAUAAGUGCAAUAGUUGUAAAGUGGCAUAUUGAUAUUCUAAUAAAUUCACCUUUGAGUGAGAGGUGAAUAAUAAAUGCACUCGAUCGGAUUUUGGCUUAGCAGUCAGUAAUACAUAAACUACAUUGAAUUGAGACAAACUGCGACAACAAUGGCUCCACAACUCCAACCAGAUAUUAUGCUAAAUGCAUUCCAAAGGGCAAUCCACCCCCUCAAUAAUUGGUAUUCCGUACUCGUAUUUGGAAUUCUGGGGACCAUCUCUAGCGUCAUAAUGACUUAUCAUGGUCUGGACUCCAUGCGGGAUAGAUUUCAAGCAGAAUUUUAUGACACGGAGGACACUUUUGAUUUUAUCGUUGUCGGGGCUGGCAGCGCGGGUGCGGUGGUCGCCAAUAGGUUAUCCGAAAAUUAUAAAGUUCUAGUCCUUGAAUCUGGGGGUGAGCCAAACCCCUUGACGAAUAUUCCAGCCUUAGCUCUUCUCGUUCUUAAUUACCCGCACAUUGAUUGGAGAUUUUUCACUCAACCGCAACCAGAAGCAUGUCUUGGAAUGAAUAAUGGGGGUUGUUUCUGGCCACGUGGAAAGGCACUGGGUGGAAGUAGCAACCUUAACUUCUUAAUUUAUAUGAGGGGCCAUCCAGAAGAUUUUAAACAAUGGGCAAGAAUCACUGGGGAUCCAAGAUGGGGAUAUGAAAGCGUGUUGGAAUUUUUUAAGAAGUCUGAAGACUACGUGGGUCAAUGGGACGAUCCUAAAUAUCACGGUCACGGUGGUCUCUUGUCCGUCACCAAAGCUCCCUAUCAAGGACUUGCUGAGUAUUGGAUUAAGGCCGCCAAAGAACACGGAUACAACGCAACAGAUCUCAAUGCCAGAUAUACCGAGGGGUUUUCUCCAAUUUACUAUACUCAAAAACAUGGACGUCGUUACGGAACGUAUAGAGCUUUCCUCGAACCAGCGAGAAGUCGAAAGAAUUUGUUUAUUUACAAAUACUCGGAUGUACAAAAGGUUUUAUUCCGUGGGAAAUCACCCGACUUGGAAGCUUAUGGGGUCGAAUAUGUUCGUCAUGGGGUUAGAAAGCGUGCCUUUGCUAAGAAGGAAGUUAUCGUUUCUGCUGGCACUGUUAUGUCUCCGCACCUUUUGAUGCAUUCUGGAAUUGGGCCACGAAAACAGUUGGAAGAGAAUCAGAUAAAAGUAUUAGUUGACAGUCCUGGAGUUGGAGAAAAUUUGCAAGAUCAUAUUAGUGGUUUCGUCGGCCCCUUUAUCCUGGAUAGCCCAAGAACCAUGUUAUUUGAUCGAGAUAUCAACGCUCAGUCUGUGAUGGAGUUUGUCCAGUCUGGAACAGGAGCCUUGUCUUCGACUGGAACGCAGGCGUCAGCUUUCCUAGUCUCCUCCUAUGCCAAAGCCACGAAAAAUGAGUCACAUUGGCCGGACAUACAAUGGAUCCUUUUAGGAACAGGGAUUUAUGCAAGAAUGGACGAUGACUUUGCCCAUUCGUUCAACUUUCCCAAAGAAACGAUGAGAAAGUGGAUGGGAGAUCACAAAGGAAAAGAUGCCUUCUUUGUCAUUAACAUGCUUAGCAGACCAAAGUCGAGAGGAAAAAUUGUUUUGGGCGGCCCUGAUCCAAGUGCUUAUCCAUUGAUCCAUGCUGGCUACCUUAAGCACCCAGAUGAUGUCAAAGUGUUGAUUGAAGGUGCCAAACGAACUACGGAUUUGGUGAUGAAUUCCAAAACUUUCAAAGACAUGGACAUUAAAUUACCCCCAACGCAUUUCCCCGGCUGUGAACAACACGCGUUUGGCAGUGAUAUUUAUUGGGAAUGUUUCCAUCGUCAUUGUUCCUUGACUGUGUACCAUCACGUUGGGACUUGCGCAAUGGGAAAGAAAGACGACAAAAAUGCUGUCGUUGACUCUGAGCUUAAAGUUUUCGGCACUAAAAACUUACGCGUAAUCGAUGCUAGUGUGAUGCCAAUUAUCAGCAAUGGUAACACCAACGCCCCGACCAUAAUGAUUGGCGAGAUGGGAUCCAAUUUCAUUAAAGAGGCCUGGGCGACAACAAAGUCAAAUGAGAUUAUUCGUUAAGAAAACGAAUGAAUUAACUGUUUUUUUUAUAUUGAACUUGUAAAUGUUGACAAUUUAGACACUACUGUUCCCGAUAUUGCUCAGUAUUUCUAUUACUUUAAUAACGCGAUUAAUUUAUAUACUAGCUGAAACAAAUUAGUUUGUAUUUUUUAUAUGCAACACGCCAAUGAGUUUUUAGUGAUAACUAAUGCAAUGCAACAUAAUUUUUGUGCUUCGUUUCUUCCGAACAUUAAUGUGAUAUAGGCAUACAUAGUUAAACUGGACUAAUAAAUGUAUGACCAUGCGGAGUAUAAGAUGAAAAUCGAUGGAAAAUAAAAAUAUUAACGUGCAAAAAUA